Molecule: messenger RNA, 1140 nt
Organism: Nanorana parkeri
Lineage: Eukaryota; Metazoa; Chordata; Amphibia; Anura; Dicroglossidae
Product: striated muscle preferentially expressed protein kinase-like
Exons: 7
Coding region: 1-1140 (379 amino acids)
Source: RefSeq, a predicted model, not a curated record
AUGAUCUGCAAAUUCCUGUGCGGAGAAGACAAGCAGCUAUGCUGUAGAUACCUGAACUCCUUGAGACUUCCUGAUGGGUUGAUGCAAAGCUUGGUCCGGGGGUCCCCUUCUUCUCUUGUCCCCCCUAUUCCCAGAGAUGAAGAAGAGUUGGAUCAAAAGACGCUCUCAGAAAUCAGGACAUUCCCGGAGGGUCUUCGGACGCUUUACUCAUGCGAAGUAUUCCGCUCCUGCAGGAAACACAGCUAUGACUCUGAGCCAGGGGAGGAGGACACCGGAGGACCUCAGCUACAGCGGACAAUUCGGGCUCCAAACAACACACCCCUGGGGACCCCUUCAGGAGACUCAGAUACACUGCUGGCUAGCUCGCUACACACCACUCCCAGCACGCUAACUGGACUCUCGCAGACAGAUGAGUUCUCAGACUGGUCAGGCAGUCAACAGACGGUAGUAGAGAGGGACUCCAAGAAUGCCAGGCAAGGCUUCGCUCAGGGGGUGGGGGCUCGCCACCUGGGGGUAGAGCCCCUUAUCCCAGCCUCCAGCAACAAUCAUCCCGGCAGUGUCUGGGGGUCAGAGGUCAGCCUGUCAGGGUUCAGCGACCUGUAUAGCAGCGCCUUCAGCCUCUACCGGGGCAGAUCUUGUGCCAUCCGGGUUUUUUUACCAGAAGGGGGGCUGAGGCGAGGCAGCAUCAAUGGUGCUGUCCCAGACUCUCCCCGACCACUUCAGAGUCCCAGAACUCCUAUUCUACCUCCUCCUUCUCCCCGUCUAGGCCAAAGGCCGUCUGCCAAUCCUCUACCAAGCGGCCGUGGCCUACCCAACCCUCUCACACCAAGAAAGAAAACCCAGAUGCCUUCACAGUACCAAGACACAGUGGCUGAGGAGUUUGAGGAGAAGGUUAAGAGGCCAAAGUCCUCAGCCGGCUCUCAGGUCAGUGGUCAAGAGUCUCGCCCUCAGACGCCAGUCAGUGAAUCAUCAGGAAGAGUGUCCAUCUUGCGGGCAUCUCCAAAGCUGGUCCGUUCUGGCUCCAAAAUAUUUGAUAAGCUGCGCUGCCUUGAAGAAAGAAGAAAAAGCCUGGAUCAUACAGAUAGUCCAUUCCUCGUGCAGUCAUGGUUGCCCCUUCGUAAGGCAAGGUCCUUUGACUAA